AUGGCUGAAGCGCGGAGGGAAAGCACGAGCAGCCUGCAGAGGAAGAAGCCUCCAUGGCUCCGGCUGGACAUCCCCACGGCGCAGAUGUCACUGGACGAGCCCCCCACUUUUGUCCAGCCCAUGAAGAGACAGGGCUUCCUCCGCAGCGUCAGCAUGCCUGUGGAGACGGUGCACCUGCAGUCUCCGCCGCGAGACUUCGACAGCAGGCGACCCGUGCUGCAGCGCCAGUCCUCCAUCACCCAGACAAUAAAGAGCAGCAGGAGAGUGCACUUUGAGCGGAUUAACACGGUCCCCAUAAAGGGCCAGCGAGCUCUGCGCCGCAGCGUCCGGAAGCACCACUCUCUGUCCCGAACACUGCUCAGGGGCACGGCGGACUGGUUUGGGGUGAGUAAAGAUGGCGACGCGACGCAGAAGUGGCAGAGGAAAAGCCUCCGUCACUGCAGCCUCAGAUAUGGGAAGCUGAAGCCGCAGGUGAUCCGCGAGAUGGACCUCCCGAGUCAAGACAACAUCUCGCUAACCAGCACUGAGACUCCGCCCCCUCUCUACGUCCCCUCCUCUCAACAUGGGAUGCAGAAGAUUGUGGACCCUCUGGCUCGGGGCAGAGCGUUCCGGAUGGUGGAGGAGGUGGAUGGGUACAGUGUUCCGCAGACCCCCAUCACCCCCGGAGCCGCCUCCCUCUGCUCCUUCACCAGCUCUCGCUCCGGACUCAACCGGCUCCCGCGCAGACGCAAGAGGGAGAGCGUGGCCAAGAUGAGCUUCAGGGCCGCGGCGGCACUGGUCAAAGGACGGUCAUUCCGAGAAAGCACGCUGCGCAGGGCCCAUCGCCGCAGCUUCACUCCGGCCAGCUUCAUGGAGGAGGACGUGAUGGACUUUGGAGAUGAACUGGACACGUCCUUUUUUGCCAGAGACAUCAUGAUGCAGGAGGAGAUGUCCACGUACGCAGAUGAGGUGUUCGAGUCUCUGUCUGAAGCCGCCGUGAAGGACACAGAACCCAGCAGCAAGAAGGACGAGGCCGAGCUGACGGGCAGCGCUCUGGACAAGUCUGAGCUGGAGCGAAGUCACCUCAUGCUGCCGUUGGAGCGAGGAUGGAGGAAAGCCAAAGAGGGGACCCCCGCCCCCCCGAAGGUGCCUCUGCGUCAGGAGGUCAUCAGUAACUACGGGCAACGGCGGGGACAGCGGAUCGGACUUCCUGUGAAGAAACUGUUUGCGCGAGAGAAGCGGCCGUACGGACUCGGGAUGGUGGGAAAACUCACCAACCGGACGUACCGCAAACGCAUUGACAGCUACGUCAAGAGGCAGAUCGAAGACAUGGACGACCACAGGCCUUUUUUCACUUACUGGAUCACCUCGGUCCAUUUACUCAUCACUAUUUUGGCUGUUUGCAUCUAUGGUUUUGCACCUGUGGGUUUUUCUCAGCAUGAGACUGUUGAUUCUGUUUUAAGAAACAAAGGUGUUUAUGAAAAUGUCAAGUUUGUGCAGCAGGAGAACUUUUGGAUUGGGCCGAGUUCAGAAGCCCUAAUCCACUUGGGGGCCAAAUACUCUCCAUGCAUGCGGCAGGAUAAGCAGGUGCACGAUCUUAUCAGGGAAAAGAGAGCUAUAGAACGCAACUCCGCCUGCUGCGUACGCAACGACCGCUCCGGCUGCGUCCAGACCACGGAGGAGGAGUGCUCGAGUACGCUCGCAGUGUGGGUGAAGUGGCCUAAGCAUUCCAGCACUCCACUAUUAAACGGGAAAGACAGGCAGCAUGGCUCAGUCUGCCACCAGGAUCCAAGGACAUGUCUUGAACCUGCUUCUGUUUCGCCGCACGAAUGGCCAGACGACAUCACCAAAUGGCCAAUUUGCACCAGGUACAAUACAGGGAACCACACCAACCUGCCUCACAUCGACUGCACCAUCACGGGGCGCCCCUGCUGCAUCGGAACCAAAGGAAGGUGUGAAAUCACAUCUCGAGAAUAUUGUGACUUUAUGAAUGGCUACUUUCACGAAGAAGCCACUCUCUGCUCUCAAGUGCACUGUAUGGAUGAUGUCUGUGGGCUGCUCCCAUUCCUCAACCCUGAAAUCCCAGAUCAAUUUUAUAGACUGUGGCUCUCACUUUUCCUGCAUGCCGGGAUCCUUCACUGUCUGGUGUCCGUGGCGUUCCAAAUGACCAUAUUACGAGACCUGGAGAAACUGGCCGGGUGGCUGCGAAUAUCAAUCAUCUACAUCCUUAGUGGCAUCACCGGCAAUUUGGCUUCAGCCAUUUUUCUACCGUACAGAGCAGAGGUUGGUCCGGCUGGUUCUCAGUUUGGGAUCUUGGCCUGCCUUUUUGUGGAGUUAUUUCAGAGUUGGCAAAUCCUGGCCCAGCCGUGGAGAGCCUUCACCAAGCUGCUGUGCGUGGUCCUCUUCCUCUUCGCCUUCGGCCUGCUGCCCUGGAUCGACAACUUCGCCCACAUCUGCGGCUUCAUCUCGGGCUUCUUCCUGUCCUUCGCCUUCCUGCCCUACAUCAGUUUCGGGCGGAUGGACCUGUACCGAAAGCGCUGUCAGAUUAUCGUGUUCCUGCUGGUGUUUUUCGGGCUGUUCUCCGGCCUCGUGGUGCUAUUCUACGUCUAUCCCAUCAAGUGCGACUGGUGCGAGUUGAUUACGUGCAUCCCCUUCACGGACAAGUUCUGCGAGAAAUACGAUCUGAACGCCCAUCUCCACUGA
Messenger RNA from Knipowitschia caucasica, 2682 nucleotides. The record is from the annotation of a GenBank genome assembly. Lineage: Eukaryota; Metazoa; Chordata; Actinopteri; Gobiiformes; Gobiidae.